Molecule: messenger RNA, 733 nt
Organism: Desarmillaria tabescens
Lineage: Eukaryota; Fungi; Basidiomycota; Agaricomycetes; Agaricales; Physalacriaceae
Exons: 7
Coding region: 71-733 (220 amino acids)
Source: RefSeq, a predicted model, not a curated record
GUUCGGUUUUGCAUUAUUACGAUAUGGCUUCGGGGAUGUGUGAGAUUCCAACUUCAAGAGUAGGAUACCUAUGUCCUCUGUUGCACCGCUGCUCAAGCUUCACUAUCAUGCUUCAGCAAUGGCAAAUCGCUCUGUCAUCGUUGCUGGAGGCGGAGCUGGUGGAGUUAUCGUUGUAGAUGAAGAGAGGAGUAACUUACGUGGCAUCCGAAGAAAACAUGAUCUGCGCAUGAGAAAAUAUUGCGGAGCAACAAUAUAUUUCACAGCAGAUACGGUCUAUUCUUCAGGCCAUCCUGAGACUUCCGGCAUCCUAAAUUUUAACAUUUACGGAAACGUUGGAAUGGCAUGCCAUGAAGAAAUUACAAACGCGUGGAGUCCAAGUCAGCUGGUAGCUACGUUGCUUUCAUACAUUAUCGCCACUCUGAUUGGCGCAAAAUAUGGCCCGAUUCAAUGCAGCCAAUUCAAAAUCAGCUUAGACGCUUACAAGCUGACGGUGGUGCAUGCAUGCAUCAUCGAACCUGUAUUUUCUAUCACCAGAUCGUAUGAGGAUAAAUGGAAUCCACAACAACUGAGCUGGAUUUGGCCAUUACGAAGAUCGACAUGGCUACGUGGUCCAGGGCUGGCUAAAGAGUGGACAACAACACUCCCGCACAUCCGCUGGAUCUUGGGAUCGGGCGGUGACAAGGCGCAACGCGGCAGAAACGACGAGAUAGGCGAAUGUAUCCAACGACUUUGA